Cryptosporidium ubiquitum is the source of this 1725-nucleotide messenger RNA. RefSeq lists its product as uncharacterized. NCBI's taxonomy places the organism in Eukaryota, Apicomplexa, Conoidasida, Eucoccidiorida, Cryptosporidiidae. The coding region runs from base 1 to 1725 and encodes 574 amino acids. The transcript has a single exon. The record is from RefSeq and is a predicted model, not a curated record. Gene Ontology annotation, biological process: lipid droplet organization; lipid storage. Gene Ontology annotation, cellular component: endoplasmic reticulum membrane.
AUGUUUGAAAGGAUUUUUGACAGAUAUUCAAAAGGUAUAUAUAGAGUUAUUGAUACUUGUGCAAGCUUAGUAUAUUGGUCUUUAAGAGUAACUAGGUAUUUCUUUCCGCUGACUAUCGCUUUAGUGCUGCUCAGUUUUACAAUCUUUAGUUUAACAUGGAUAAUUUAUCUUGGAUUUUACUGGUAUUGGAUACCCCCAAAAUUUAUUUCAUUCCCAAUAAAUUUUGAUUACCAAAACAGGUAUCUUUCUCAAUUUCUGCCAGAUUAUUUCUUGAAUAGUGAUAACGCGUUCAUAAGUAAGUUCCCAAACUCAACUCAAGGUUUUUCCCAAUUGAAUUACAAAGAUAGAGCAUAUGGUAAUUUCAUUAGCAGUCAUGAAUUAUCCAGACAGCUGCUUUAUGAGCAGUCUGAAGCUUCUGCCAUUCUGAAUUUUAAUAACAUCACUUGGAGAUACAAAAGUGCUGUUAAUAAAAGCAAUUCAUUCUCCAAUCAGAAUCUACUUAACCAAACAAAAUAUCUUGAAAACUUGGAUAUGCCCACUGAAAAUAUUAAUAACUUUAAUACUGGGGUUCUGAAAUAUCUUGUACAUUUAAAAAAUUAUUGGUCUUCUAAGAUUUACAAUUUCGUAACAUUUAACUGGUACCAGAAGAAAAGGUACUAUAAAGGAAUUGAUGAAGGAAUUAAUCAAAUCAUUCAUAAACACGUUGACCUUAGAUUUAAAAAUAGAAUGAAUUUGGAAGUCCUUGGAAAUGAAAUUGACAUCAUUGUUGAACUUUUUUACUUUCCUAGCCAAUAUAAUAUCAAUAUCACUCCCUUCCAAAUUACUCUGGAUUUAAUCCAAUGUUUAGAAUCCCAUCUUAAUUAUAGCAUUGGAAUUGAUAAUAACAGUACUAACUCUUCAAAAAUCUUGGCUAGCUUCAAAAAAACAUCUGCAAUUGAAUAUUUACCUAAUAUUGUCUUAAAAUUCAAAGAAUAUAUUUCUAUCAUUCCUUCUCUGCUUGGAAUACAAAUUAACUCCCUUGGAUUGGGGCUUGAAAGUAAAAUCAGUGUCAAGCUUGUUGAAAACUUUCCUCUUCGAAGAAAACACCCCUUCAAUUUUAAUUCUCUUGAAACGAAUAUCAAACUAUGUGGAGCAAAGAUUAAAAUGAAACCUGCCCUCCAUAUUUCUAAGAGCAACCUUAUUUUCCAAACAAAACUCCCCUUUUGGAAAGAAAUCAUUCGAAACCACCCAAUCUUAAUGGGAAAUGUAAUUUCUUUUAUUAUUACACUUUUUUUCAUUUCAGUACUCUCUUUCAUAAUAUUCUUAUCUGGAUUAUAUUUCCUUUGGAAAAAGUAUUCUGCAAACAAUUACAACGAUUUCCAUAUUUCUAGCAGCUUCCUUCCAACUGGCACUGUUACUUAUACUAACUGUACUCCAACUUCUUCGUAUCAAAUUAAUGGUAAUGGCCUUAUUCAGACUAAUAAUCAAGAUUUCUCCACCAAGAACAUCCCUCUCUCUAAUUGUGAACAGCUUUUAAUUGACUACUCUAUGACUAAUUCUUCUAUCAAUAUCAAUGGGCUUUUGCCUCUUGAAACUAAACAAAUCUCCCACCCAAGAAACCAGUAUAUGGGGCACUCUCAGUCAUUUAAUGAUCGAAAUUCUGAUGAAAAUAUCAAAUCUGAAGAAAAUGAGGAUACUCAUGAAAAAUCCAUACAUUCUCCCAAAUCAAAUCUUUCUGAAGCUUAG